Contarinia nasturtii (swede midge) is the source of this 3679-nucleotide messenger RNA. It is a transcript of the gene ATPCL, whose product is annotated as ATP-citrate synthase. The transcript has 9 exons. Gene Ontology annotation, molecular function: ATP citrate synthase activity. Bases 182 to 3496 code for a protein of 1104 amino acids. Gene Ontology annotation, biological process: acetyl-CoA biosynthetic process; fatty acid biosynthetic process; tricarboxylic acid cycle. Gene Ontology annotation, cellular component: cytosol. The record is from RefSeq and is a predicted model, not a curated record. NCBI's taxonomy places the organism in Eukaryota, Metazoa, Arthropoda, Insecta, Diptera, Cecidomyiidae.
GAUGAUGCAGUAAAAUAGUUAUUCACACGUAUUCGUUGCGUCGUGUUGAAAAUUUCACAAAAGGGAACGUUGAUGGUAUAAAAAAGCACAACAACAAUAACUAAAAACAACAACAACAGCAACCAAACGAACAAAAACAACAUAUCAUAGAAAGAUAAGAAAAAACAAAAAGUGAGACAAAAUGUCAGCCAAAGCUAUUCGUGAAGCCACAGGAAAAGAUAUCCUCAAUCGUUUAUUGGAUAGCAGCUCCGGAGCGGCGAAAUGUCAAUUUGCCACUGUAACUAGUGAGACAAACUGGGAUCAUUUGCGAACAACUCAUCCAUGGUUAGAAACUACUCCAUUAGUUGUAAAGCCAGACCAAUUGAUUAAACGAAGAGGUAAACUUGGAUUAAUUGCUGUAAAUAAAAAAUUUGCCGAAGUCAAAGAAUGGGUCAAUGCUCGCAUGGGAAAAGAUCAAAAAAUUGGCAACGCCGUCGGCAAGCUAAGAACCUUCAUCAUUGAACCAUUCGUUCCGCACAAAGAGGACGAAGAAGCCUAUGUUUGCAUUUAUUCGCACAGAAAUGCUGACACAAUUUUGUUCUACCAUCAAGGUGGUGUUGAUAUCGGUGAUGUUGAUGCCAAAGCAUUGAAAUUGGACGUUCCAGUUGACAAAACUGUGACCGCUGACGAUAUUAAAAAGCAAUUGCUCACCCAUUUGGCAGCUGAUAAAAAAGAACGCGUUGCAAACUUCGUGUAUGCCUUGUACAAGUCAUAUGUUGAUUUAUAUUUCACCUAUUUGGAAAUCAAUCCAUUGGUUGUUACAAAAGAUUCAAUUUAUGUUUUGGAUUUGGCCGCAAAAUUGGACUCAACUGCCGAUUUUAUUUGCCGACCAAAAUGGGGUGAUAUUGAUUAUCCACCACCAUUCGGACGUGAUGCGUAUCCAGAAGAAGCUUACAUUGCCGAUUUAGAUGCAAAGAGUGGUGCAUCAUUGAAAUUAACAAUUUUAAAUCGUAACGGCCGUAUUUGGACAAUGGUUGCCGGUGGCGGUGCUAGUGUUAUCUAUUCGGAUACAAUUUGUGAUUUGGGUGGCGCAUCUGAAUUGGCCAACUAUGGUGAAUACAGUGGCGCACCAUCUGAACAACAAACAUAUGAGUAUGCAAAAACCAUUUUGACAUUGAUGACAUCGUCACCAAAGCAUCCAUUGGGCAAGGUAUUGAUUACUGGUGGUGGUAUUGCCAAUUUCACCAAUGUUGCUGCAACAUUCAAAGGAAUCAUCACUGCACUCCGUGAAUUCCAACCAAAAUUAAAGGAGCACAAUGUAUCAAUCUAUGUACGUCGUGCUGGUCCAAAUUACCAAGAAGGUUUACGCAAAAUGCGUGAAUACGGUAGCACAUUGGGCAUUCCAUUGCACGUUUUUGGACCAGAAACCCAUAUGACAGCCAUUUGCGGUAUGGCACUUGGAAAACGUCAAAUUCCACAAACCACCGGUGGUGAAACUACCACCGCCAAUUUCUUAUUACCAGGUGGUGAACAACAACAAGGUGCAGCAAAAACAACACUCGCUGAAAAUUCAGAUACAAGUGUUGUUAGUCCAAAGAUUCCUAAAUUGACAACAAAUAUUUCUUUAGGAGCUGUUCGUCGUCAAUCGACAGCCACAACUACCGUCGAUUCAAAGAAAUACCAACAAUUAUUUAGCAAAAGCACAAAAGCUAUUGUAUGGGGAAUGCAAACCAGAGCCGUUCAAUCGAUGCUUGACUUCGAUUUUAUUUGCCGCCGUACGGAGCCAUCAGUUGUUGCAAUGGUCUAUCCAUUCACUGGUGAUCACAAACAAAAAUUCUACUGGGGACACAAGGAAAUUUUAAUUCCAGUUUACAAAUUGAUGACUGACGCAAUUAAUAAACACAAAGAAGUCGAUGUUGUUGUUAACUUUGCAUCAUUGCGUUCAGCAUACGAUAGUACAAUGGAAGUGCUUGAUUUUGAACAAAUUCGUUCAAUUGCUAUUAUUGCUGAGGGUAUUCCAGAGAAUUUAACCCGUAAAAUCAUUGUAAAAGCCAAUCAAAAGGGUGUUGCCGUUAUUGGGCCAGCCACCGUUGGUGGUGUGAAGCCAGGUUGCUUCAAAAUCGGAAACACCGGCGGUAUGUUGGACAACAUUCUACACUCAAAACUUUAUCGUCCAGGUAGCGUUGCCUAUGUUUCACGUUCAGGUGGAAUGUCAAACGAAUUGAACAACAUUAUUUCAAAGGCAACCGAUGGUGUAUUUGAGGGUGUUGCAAUUGGUGGUGAUCGUUAUCCAGGCACUACAUUUAUGGAUCACAUUAUGCGCUACCAAAACGAUCCAGAUGCAAAAUUGAUUGUUUUAUUGGGUGAGGUUGGUGGCACCGAAGAAUAUGAAGUCUGCGCCGCUCUUCAAGAUGGUCGAAUCACAAAACCAAUGGUUGCAUGGUGUAUCGGUACAUGCGCAAGUAUGUUUACAUCGGAAGUGCAAUUCGGACAUGCUGGUUCAUGCGCCAAUUCAGAUCGCGAAACUGCCACAGCUAAAAACCGUGGAUUACGUGAAGCUGGCGCAUACGUACCAGACUCCUUCGAUACACUUGGUGAAUUGAUUGCUUCGGUAUACAAUGAAUUGGUUCACACUGGUCAAAUUGUUCCAGUCGAAGAAGUGCCACCACCAACCGUCCCAAUGGAUUACUCAUGGGCACGUGAAUUGGGUUUAAUUCGUAAACCAGCUUCAUUCAUGACAUCAAUUUGUGAUGAACGUGGACAAGAGCUCAUGUAUGCCGGUAUGCCAAUCAGUGAUGUGCUCAACAAAAAUGUUGGCAUCGGUGGUGUCAUUUCAUUGUUGUGGUUCCAACGUGCAUUGCCACCAUAUGUAUGCAAAUUCUUCGAAAUGUGUUUGAUGGUUACAGCCGAUCACGGUCCAGCUGUAUCUGGUGCCCACAAUACAAUUGUUUGUGCACGUGCUGGCAAAGAUUUGGUGUCAUCGGUUGUAAGCGGUUUAUUGACAAUUGGUGAUCGUUUCGGUGGUGCCUUGGAUGGUGCAGCAAAACAAUUCUCCGAAGCAUACGAUUCAAAUCAACAUCCAAUGGACUUUGUUAAUACAAUGCGCAAGAAGGGACAAUUGAUCAUGGGCAUUGGACAUCGUGUUAAAUCAAUCAAUAAUCCAGAUGUUCGUGUUAAAAUCAUCAAAGAAUUUGUUAUGGAAAACUUCCCAGCCAAGCCAUUGCUUGAAUACGCAUUAGAAGUUGAAAAGAUUACAACUAGCAAAAAACCGAAUCUUAUUUUAAAUGUUGAUGGUGUUAUUGCGACAUCAUUUGUUGAUAUGCUAAGAAAUUGCGGUUCAUUCACUAGUGAGGAAGCUCAAGAGUACAUUAACAUUGGCGCAAUCAAUUCGUUGUUCGUAUUGGGUCGCAGUAUCGGUUUCAUUGGUCACUACAUGGAUCAAAAACGGCUUAAACAAGGACUUUACCGACACCCGUGGGACGAUAUCUCAUAUGUUUUGCCAGAACAAUUUAACUAAAUUUGUUGAAAUCAUUUUUAAAUUUCAUUUAAGAUGAGACAAAUUGAAAUGGUUAAUUUCAAGAAUGAAUACAUCUUCGUGAACUGAACAAAAGAAAUGAAAAACAUAUAAUUCUACAACAAUUUUUUUGACCAUUCCCGAUUAUAAUAUUUUAUAUAAAAAUACAAGCCUUUUUUUAUUUUA